ACAUAGUACGGAAGCCUGUCUGGUCGCAACAUAGUACGGAAGCCUGUCUGGUCGCAGACCGCUGUGGUUUCUCCCACCGAACCACCGAGCCAGCCCCCAGUGACACCACCGGAACGACGGCGGUAGCCCGUGGACGUGAAGAGCCUGGCCAACACGGGAAGGGCGGCGCAUGGCUUUUGAGUUUGGACGGUUAACAAUUCAGCUGUGACUGGCUAACUGCCGAUAUCACACCUGGGAGAAACCGUGAAGCCGCCGCCGCCGCCUCUCCCCCGCGUCGUAACUCGUCGAGAUGUCCGCUUUCUCCGAGGUGGCUCUAGAGAAGAAACUGUCCGAGCUUAGCAACUCACAACAAAGUGUGCAGACGCUGUCGCUGUGGCUAAUUCACCACAGGAAACACUCGAAGACCAUCGUCGGCGUCUGGCUCAACGAACUGAAGAAAGCUCAGGUGCCACGCAAGUUGACCUUCCUUUACUUGGCCAAUGACGUCAUUCAGAACAGCAAGAAAAAAGGACCAGAGUUCACCCAGGACUUUGCGCCGGUCAUCGUUGAUGCAUUCAAACAUGUAUACAGGGAGGGCGAGGAGGGCUGUAAGAAACAGUUGGGUCGGGUUCUGUCCAUCUGGCAGGAGAGAGCCGUGUAUGAGAACAACCUGCUGGAUCAGCUCUCACAAGUCCUUUAUGGAGAAAAGAAGGCUAAGAAGAGGCCGUACGAAGAGAUCCAACCAGAUGAGGACUUUGCCUCCCAGAGCUCCCCAGCUGAACCCCCACAGACAGCAGAGUUAAUCCGAGCUUUGCAGGAGCUGGAAAAUGCAGCCUCCGACGACUCGAUGCUGCGUCAGCGAAUCUCCUCCCUUCCUGCUGAGGUGCAGGACACGUCACUGCUUCACAGAGUCACAGAUAAAGAAUCAGGGGAGCGGCUUUCCCGGCUGGUGGAGGAGGCCUGCAUGCUGCUAGCAGACUACAGCGGUCGCCUGGCAGCGGAAAUCGACGAUCGGAGGCAGCUCACGCGUACACUGACAGUUUUCCUGCAGAGCCAGAAGGACGGCUUGGCCCAGAACGAGCAGAAACUAGAAGAAUAUAAACGCAAACUGGCGAGGGUAACUCAGGUCCGCAAGGAGCUGCGUGCGCGUCUGAACAAUCUUCCAGGAGGACUGUACAGCACCUCGGACUGACUGAGGUCUCACCUCCUGACCUUGUACCCGACCCCCCCGCGACUGAAACGUCUCCACCGGCCUCUUCGACAUAUGAGCCCUGUUUUUGGAUUUUGGAAAGUGUCUGUGUGUCCCUGUAUGGUGACCUCUGGUUCUCAUUCUGUCCCCAACAGCUAAUUAAUCCACAUGGCUUUUGUUAACAGAAAUGUUUUGUUUUUCUCCGAUCGUGAGCUCAUCUUUGUGUACCCUUUGUUAUCAGCACACCGCUGACAAAGUUUUAUAAUCAUCAGACACAGGCGUUCCCUGCUUUGACCCCUGACCUGCUCACAUUUUUACAGCUUUAAAGUGGUAUGGGUGAUGUGGGUGUUCUUUUUGUAUUUAUUGUAUAGAUGAGUAUUUCUCUUCAGUGUUACCAUUCAUCAUAAUUUUCAGUAUGUUUGAUUGCUAUCAUAACUUUCUUUUACUCUUUUUUUGUAGCUCUUAGUUACAGAUUGUUGCAGCAGUUUUUUUAAACUAGGAUUUUUUUUUAACGCAGUGUGAUCAGGCCUCCAAAGAGAAUUGUGAAAUCAGUAGGAAACCAUGUUCAGAAGCUGAGACUCAAGCCAUGUUCCCAAAAGCAGACACAUGUUAUUAUAAUUUACAUAUAGCCUCUUUGUGAGAAGGCUGUGUAAAUCAUUGGUAAGUGUACAUAUUCAAAAGUGCAUGUAAAUAUGAUGGAGUUAUUAUACCUUUAAGUGCUCAUGAUUUGUACCCACGUGAACAUGGCGUGGACAUUCAGACAAAGUACUGAUUUACCUCUGCACAAUGUCAUCUUUGCAGUUGCCCGUUCCUACAUGAAAAUGAAAGGAUGAUGAGUGAAGGAGUGUGUUGUCUUGUUUACUGUAACGUUCUGCUCCAUCAUUUUAUCCUUACGUCUACUGACUGCUGUGCUGACGCCUUGUGCAGCUUGAAGAAGUGCCCCAGUUUCCAAAGCCUGACAUGAAAGCAACUGUUUGUUUUUGUAGCUGUGAAGCGAAUUAGAACCAAAAUAAACAGGAAAUGUUCUAA
Messenger RNA from Scophthalmus maximus (turbot), 2197 nucleotides. Its product is annotated as regulation of nuclear pre-mRNA domain-containing protein 1A. NCBI's taxonomy places the organism in Eukaryota, Metazoa, Chordata, Actinopteri, Pleuronectiformes, Scophthalmidae. Bases 290 to 1171 code for a protein of 293 amino acids. The record is from RefSeq and is a predicted model, not a curated record. Gene Ontology annotation, cellular component: RNA polymerase II, holoenzyme. The transcript has 7 exons. Gene Ontology annotation, biological process: mRNA 3'-end processing. Gene Ontology annotation, molecular function: RNA polymerase II C-terminal domain binding.